This is a messenger RNA of Onychomys torridus (southern grasshopper mouse), 2337 nucleotides long. It is a transcript of the gene Iqcg, whose product is annotated as IQ motif containing G. The transcript is spliced from 12 exons. Gene Ontology annotation, molecular function: protein binding. Gene Ontology annotation, cellular component: cytoplasm; sperm flagellum. Lineage: Eukaryota; Metazoa; Chordata; Mammalia; Rodentia; Cricetidae. The record is from RefSeq and is a predicted model, not a curated record. Gene Ontology annotation, biological process: cilium organization; sperm axoneme assembly. Bases 671 to 1924 code for a protein of 417 amino acids.
GGCUCCGCUCAGCCGAGCCACGCUCAGGAACUUGACUUUCUUCUCCUGUUCUUUCAUCUUUGCAAGCGGCAACACGUAUUGCUUCGAGACGAACAAGCAAACAAACAAAAAGGCAAAAUUGCAGUCUACUAAGAAAAAGGCAAAGGUCCUACGGGGAAGGGGGAAAGGGACGCCUGCGCGUUGCCAUAGCUACGCCUUAGUUUGGGUCCCGCUUCCUGCCGGGCUGGUAGAAAUGUCGGGAAAGGUAGUGUUUCUUUCCUCUUCCUAGAAUGGAGAUUGGGAUCCUACCAUAGAGGACGGAAAAACCUGGAGCACGAAGGCAGGGGAACGCUCCCUUCUCUUUGCUCUCUUAUUUUCUCCCAUCUAAACCUUUAUCGUUCAAGAAACAACCUGGGCAUGGUGAUCCUUGCGGGUUAAUCUCAGCACUCCUUCCAGAGGCUGAGUGAUUACCAAUUCAAAAUCAGAACACAAUGACACAUACUAAAAUUGUCCUGAAAUUACCUUAAGAAGAGGCAAAAGACUGCAUUCUGUUUUGGAGGACCAAUAAUGAAUCCAACCACUGAAUAAGCCUGCAGACCUGUGUGCCUGCUCUACCAAGGAGAAGGAGGUUACUACAUUCUUGUGAAAUUAUAAAUCUACCCCAGAGGGCAAGAGAACUAUCGCAGGAAGAAUGGAAGGGGACCAGUUGGAAGCCUUGGACUUCCCUUCAGAAGCUCUGCACUCUGAGGUGACCGUGGUAGUGACAGGGGAACCGCCUGGCGCUAUAGAAGAAGAACCAGAAAAUGAAGAGGAGGGAGAAGCCACCUCAGAAGUCAUAGAUGUACUGUCCCUUCUGGACGUGCUGAGGGUCUCUGCAGUUAUGGAGGACAUCAUCGACCAGCUCUCUAUUCUAAGCUACAUCAUCCCAGUUCAGUACGAAAGGAAGCAGAGCAUCAGCCAGAAAUCCAGCCACGAAGGAACAUCUAUGGUCUCAAGUACAAGGAAAACAUCUCUUACUAAAGAAAGACCCACAGUCUCAGAAACCAAACAACGAGGCCUGGAUUUUAUCCUUAAAAAACCUACAAGACAGACCAUGAUGACUCUGGAGACACUGAAGAAGAUUCAGAAUGACAGGCAAUAUUUCAGUGACGUGAUUACAAGUGCCAUGAGGGAGAUGCAGGAUUCGGGCUCUUUCAGGGGUCUCCUGGAAGCGUUGGGCACAGAAAGAGAUAAAAAGAUGAACUUCCAUGAAGCCAUCACAAGGGAGGAAAAAGGAAGGAGAGAGAUAAAAUCUCUUCAGAGACAGUUAGUUGACGUCAAAAAGGAACGUCAAAUGCAAGUCCAGAAUGGGAACGAAUACAUUGCUCACCUCAAGGACCAGUUACAAGAGAUGAAGGCCAAAACCAACUUGGAGAAUCUUUAUAUGAAAAGAAAUACUGAGCUGCAGAUUUCCCAGACCCAGAAGAAAUGUAACAGAGCAGAGGAACUCUUACUGGAGGAGAUUGAGAAGCUGAGGAUGAGAACUGAAGAAGAGAACCGAGUUCACACGGACAUCGAAAUGUUCCUUAAAAAAGAGCAGCAGAAACUUGAGGAGAAGCUAGAGUUCUGGAUGGAGAAAUUUGAUAAAGAUACAGAAGCAAAACAGAAUGAGUUAAAUGCUCUCAAGGCUGCCAAGGCCACCGACCUAUCACACCUUCAAGACCUUGCAAAGACGAUCCGGGAGUAUGAGCAGGUCAUCAUUGAGGAUCGGAUGGAAAAGGAGAAGACCAGGAAGAAGAUGGAACAGGAUGACCUGGAGCUGAAGAGCAUCGUGAAGCUGCAGGCCUGGUGGCGGGGUACAGUGGUCCGGAAGGAAAUUGGAGGCUUCAGAAUGCCCAAGAAAGAGAAAGAUGACGGCAAAGACUCCAAAGGCAAGGAGAAGGAUAAACGGAGAGGCAAGAAGUGAGGAGUGAGAAGUCCCUGUUGUUCCUUUGUCUGGUCUCAAGAGACACACGUGAUGAAGAGCUUCAGUUCCAACGCUCGCUUGUGGGUUGUCACCCAGGACACUGAGGGAGGUCGCCAGGCCUGUUACCCUAGUUUUCAAACCCCGAUGGGGGCUAUGCCAUGGCUGUAGGGCCUCUUCAGACUGUGGACUUGGGGGAAGACAGGUUGAGUAGCUUUGUGAACAUUCUCAUCAGAAAACAGUUCAUCAGCUUAUAGUGAUGUACUAAAAACUUCUGUAAUAUCUGACUUAAUGCCAUAUGAUUCAAGUGAAAAACUUAUAAACCAAAGUGAGAAUUCAGUGAAAAUAUAAGGUUAUCACUUAGUAUAAUAUGUAUACACAUGGUAGUUAAUAAACUUUGGUUCUUGACUGUCUCA